Molecule: messenger RNA, 2049 nt
Organism: Rhododendron vialii
Lineage: Eukaryota; Viridiplantae; Streptophyta; Magnoliopsida; Ericales; Ericaceae
Product: amino acid transporter AVT3B-like
Exons: 1
Coding region: 459-1769 (436 amino acids)
Biological process (GO): amino acid transmembrane transport
Cellular component (GO): vacuolar membrane
Molecular function (GO): amino acid transmembrane transporter activity
Source: RefSeq, a predicted model, not a curated record
CCGAAAAAUGUCUCAUCCAUCAGGAGAGAGAAACUCAUUCCCUCGUCUCAUCUUCCUCCCUGUCCUCCUCCUUUUGCAGACAGAAUAUAUCUUCUUCCAUCACAAUUCCAAAAGCGCUCUCUCUCUCUCUCUCUCUCUCUCUCUCUCUCUUCCAUCCGAUCCUCGAGAGAACUGAAAUCCUCUCUCCUCCUGAAGCCUCAAAAUUGAACAACAAAAAACCCAUCAAAACCUCUCUCUCUCUCUCUCUCUCUCUCUCUCUCUCUCUCUCUCUCACGCACACACACACACACACACGCUCGCGCGUUGUUAUAUCAAUCCCUCAAGUUACUCCUCGAUCCGAUCUUUCCAAUUCGAAAUUUUCUACUCGACGCAGCGAAUUGGGCAAAACCCCCCAUACAUCCUUCUCCUCUCCCUCGCUCUCUCUAGAUUAUAUAUUUAUAUUUCUGCUACGUAAAGAGAUGACAGUUUUUUUUGAUAAGUGUAAAGAGAUGACAUUCUCAAAGGAAGCUUCCACAUCCUCCCACCAAAUCACCGUCCCUCUCGAAUCCACCCCUCUCCUCCCCAAAUCCCCACCCCCUCUCUCCUCCAACCCCAAGACCUUCGCCAACGUCUUCAUCGCCAUCGUCGGCGCCGGCGUCCUCGGCCUCCCCUACACCUUCAAGCGCACCGGUUGGAUCCUCGGCCUCCUCACCCUCUCCGCCGUCGCCCUCCUUACCUACCACUGCAUGAUGCUCCUCGUCCACACCCGAAAAAAACUCGAACAAUUCGGGAAAUUUACCAAAAUAUCCUCCUUCGGGGACCUGGGUUUUAUCGUGUGCGGCCCCAUAGGCAGGUUUAGUGUGGACGUGAUGAUCGUGCUUUCCCAAGCUGGGUUUUGCGUCAGCUACCUUAUAUUUAUAGCUAACACCUUAACUUAUGUCUUCAACUGUUCGACGAAAUUCCCCAGUGGAAAUUUUUUGGGGAUGUCGUUGAAAGCUGUUUAUAUUUGGGGGUGUUUUCCGUUUCAAUUGGGUUUGAAUUCGAUACCCACUUUGACCCAUUUGGCUCCCUUGAGUAUAUUUGCUGAUGUUGUUGAUUUGGGAGCUAUGGGCGUUGUGAUGGUGAAAGAUGUAAUGAUUUUCUUGCAACGAGAAAGGCCUGUUUUGCAGGCAUUCGGUGGUUUUUCGGCGUUUUUGUACGGGUUGGGGGUGUCUGUGUAUGCAUUUGAAGGGAUUGGGAUGGCUUUGCCGUUGGAAUCGGAGACGAAAGACAAGAAAGAGUUUGGGAAAAUUCUGGGUUUGUCAAUGGGUUUUAUUUCGUUGAUGUACGGAGGGUUUGGGGCAUUGGGUUACUUUGCUUUCGGGGAAGAAACAAAGGAUAUUAUCACUACCAAUUUAGGGCAGGGGUUGUUGAGCAAUCUGGUGCAGUUGGGUCUGUGUGUGAAUCUUUUCUUCACUUUCCCGUUGAUGAUGAACCCGGUUUAUGAGGUGAUGGAGAGGAGGUUUUGUGAAUCGAGAUAUUGUGUGUGGAUGAGGUGGGUUGUGGUUUUGGGGGUGAGUUUGGUGGCACUACUGGUGCCUAAUUUUGCUGAUUUCUUGUCCCUGGUGGGGAGUAGUGUUUGCAUUGUGUUGGGGUUUGUUUUGCCUUCUCUUUUUCACUUGAUGGUGCACAAGGAAGAGAUGGGUUGGAGUGGGAUGGCUUUGGAUGGGGCAAUAGUGGUGUUAGGGAUGUUUCUAGCAGUGUCUGGAACUUGGUCUUCCCUCUUGGAGAUAUUUGGAACCAAGGCUUGAUCGAGAUUGAAAUUCUUGUUCCAAAUUGCACUAAAAAAAUGAUGAAACGAAGUGUGGGUAGGGUUGUUUUUAGCAGGGUCUGGAACUUGGUCCUCCCUCUUGGAGAUAUUUGGAACCAAGGCUUGAUCAAGAUUGGAAUUCUUGUUCCAAAUUGCACUUCAAAUAUGAUGAAACGAAGUGUGGGUAGCUACUUUUGUUUAAGAGGAAUUGUGAAACAAGGUAUUUGUGACUUGUGUUACGUGGCUUCUAAGAUCAUAAAUGGAUUAUUUGGUUUUGUUUC